UAGACUCAUCUAAACAGCAGACGGAGACAGUGAGAAACUGCACAGUGCAGUCCCUUGUUUGUUUCUUCUCCCAUCAACCUUGCCAUGAACAAACCCCAAACUCUCCAACACACACCACCAUAGCCACCACCAUUUCAGGGGAAGAGUGAACCACCACAACAACAACCAUCCAUGCCUUCCUCUUCCCCAAAGUCCGUCUUCCACGCACGCCCUUUCCAUUCUUCAUUGUCUUCUCGCAGAUCCACCUUUCUAUUCCUCUUCCUCUUUGGACUCUCCGGAUUCGUCUUCGGCCUCACCGCCUUCUUCAGGCCCAACCCAUGCCCAUCCGCCAGGCCCAAAUCGGUUCGGGUCACUUGGGACCACGGCGGAGACGCCGCUCGUGCUGCUUCCGGCGGGGUUGACGAUCGCCACAAGGUCAUGGGCUUCGUCGGAAUUUUCACCGGCUUCGGAUCCGCCGGGAGGAGGCAGGCUCUGAGGAAGACUUGGUUCCCUUCCGAUCCCAGUGGUCUUAAGAGCUUGGAAGAAGCCACAGGCUUGGCUUUUCGGUUUAUUAUUGGUAGAACAAAUGAUAGAUCAAAGAUGACUGCACUUCAGAAGGAAAUAGCAGAAUACGAUGACUUUAUUCAAUUGGACAUCGAAGAGGAGUACAGUAAGCUCCCAUACAAAACGUUGGCUUACUUCAAAGCUGCGUACGCACUUUUUGAUUGUGACUUCUAUGUCAAAGCGGAUGAUGACAUAUAUUUAAGGCCAGAUCGUCUUUCCUUACUAUUGGCAACAGAGCGGUCUCACCCUCAGACUUACAUAGGAUGCAUGAAAAAAGGCCCUGUUUUUACGGAUCCAAAACUCAAAUGGUAUGAACCACUAUCUCAUUUGCUUGGAAAGGAGUAUUUUCUUCAUGCUUAUGGUCCUAUAUAUGCACUUUCUGCUGAUGUUGUAUCAAGUUUGGGUGCUCUUAGGAAUAACAGUUUCCGGAUGUUCAGUAAUGAGGAUGUAACCAUUGGAGCCUGGAUGCUUGCAAUGAAUGUCCACCAUGAGAAUAAUAAAGAACUUUGUUCUACGGAAUGUACAUCCACAUCUAUUGCUGUUUGGGAUAUUCCGAAAUGUUCAGGCCUCUGUAAUCCGGAAAAGAAGAUGCUGGAACUCCAUAAAAUGGACAGCUGUGUUCGGAGUCCAACUGUGGAACCUGAUGAAUAGUGUUUGUGUUUUGCAUACCAACAUAUACUCAAUGAAGUGGAGACAAAGAUCAGAAGGUACUUGAGGAUUUACUUGCUCUUCUCGUGUUGUUACUGCCACGCGCUGCUACCGUUGCCAAUCUUUUUCUAUCAAUUGAUCUUUUUCCUCCAAUUCACAGUUUUUUUUGUUGUAAGACUGUUGUGUUUUCUUCUUUUCCUCUCUUUAGUAACGAAUGCCGUUGCUUUGUGUAGAGCAUAUGCAAUUAGAUAGACUAUACGGAUGAUGAUUCAUUCAACUUUACUGAUGAUUCAUUUAACUUUACUAAUUUCUGAUUUUAUUUUUAAUUUUUUUUGGUUUGAAGAAAUAGAUUAAUUAUAUGUACUAUUAAAUUCUGUCAUCUCCUGAGGAAUGAAGCAUUGCUGAGUAAUGAGUAUGUG
Messenger RNA from Arachis stenosperma, 1610 nucleotides. RefSeq names its product probable beta-1,3-galactosyltransferase 14. The coding region runs from base 172 to 1194 and encodes 340 amino acids. The record is from RefSeq and is a predicted model, not a curated record. Gene Ontology annotation, molecular function: hexosyltransferase activity. Lineage: Eukaryota; Viridiplantae; Streptophyta; Magnoliopsida; Fabales; Fabaceae. The transcript is spliced from 7 exons. Gene Ontology annotation, cellular component: Golgi membrane.